This is a messenger RNA of Macaca mulatta (Rhesus monkey), 5561 nucleotides long. The record is from RefSeq and is a predicted model, not a curated record. Lineage: Eukaryota; Metazoa; Chordata; Mammalia; Primates; Cercopithecidae.
CAAUGAGUUGAGAUCGUGCAUCUGCACUCCAGCUGGGCAACAGAGCAAAACUCUGUCUCAAAAUAAAAUAAAAUAAAUAAAAUAAAACUGCUUCUCAAAUAAGCUUUGGUAGAAUCUUAAGGGGUCACAUCAUUGUUUUCCAACUAUGAUAUGUGUUGAAAAAUUUGUUCUUUGACCACACAUUUUAUUAGAUUUUUUUUUAACCAUUAUUAAUGGUUUUUCUCUGAAAUGUAUUGUGUUCAGGUUACAUUGAGGACUGCAUGCUUUCUAGUCUGUAUCAUAUAUUGGAAACAUUUUCUGGUACCUGAUAAAUGAUUAGUAUGUUUCAAUGUGUACUUGAUAAAGAUAUCACGGAACUUUUUUCUUUAUGCUAACAUCAAAAUUUAGUUCAAGUGGCCAUGAUUCCAUUUUAUUUAUUUAUGUCAUCUGAUUAAAUGGUGAGCUGUGAGCUUCUAAGUCAUCGUUCCCCUCAUGUUCCUCUGGUCCAUAAUAUUUGCAGAUGUUGAAGGAUGGGCUGGAUUGACCUGGAACCUUGUUCCACUGGAGCCCAUGUGUUCAUGAAGAAAACAUUUGCUCAGAUCUCCUUUUACCGCUGCUUCUUUUUCAGUGUUUUAAACACUUAUGGCUAUGUGUUCACAAUUGUGUUUAUUUUGAACGUUUCACAAUCAUUUUUCUGGGAAAAUAAUUACAUGUUUAGGAUUCAUGCCAUCAGAACCUUAGACAUUGAAAGAGACACUUCAUUUGCUCAGGUAUAUAAAAUGGUACUGAAAUUUUUUCCUUCUUUUUGAGACAAGAAUGUCACUCUGUCACCCAUACUUGAGUGCAGGGACAUGAUCUUGGCUCACUGCACCCUCCACCUCCCAGGCCCAGUGAUCCACCUUAGUCAGCCUCCCAGAUAACUGAGACCACAGAUGCACACCACCACAGCAGGCCAAUUUUCUGUACUUUUGGUAGCGACGGGGUUUUACCAAGUCUCCCAGGUUGGUUUCAAACUCCUGGGCUCAAUGGUCUACUCACUCCAGCCUCCCAAAAUGCUAUGAUUACAGGGUUAGCCACCAUGCCUGGCCCAUUGUGGAAUUUUCUAGAGAAGGAAAACCAACACAGCCUAUUGGCACUUCCAGCCAUCACAUGGGAAUCAGCCACACCUCCUGACUCAACUCAGAGCUUCUCAGGAUACCUUAGUGAAGUGUCUCCUGCUCGGAACAACUGACACAACCUGUAAUGUACAGGUGGGGAAUAAGACCAGAAAAGCUCAGUCAGAGUGACACUGACCCCUGAAAUACUUCACCAAAUAGUGUGUGGCUUUUCCUGUAGGAGAGGGUAAUGCUCAGGUGUAAUUUGAAUUUUAAAUGGAUUCCUGUCCUCCCAAAAUGUAAAAAACACAAAUACCAGAAUGGAAAAAACAGGGGAUUAGACUCAAAUCGUCUUGAACCUCUCCUUGUCUCUGUCCACACAAACUGCUUUUCCUAAUCUCAUCUCGCAGCUUUAACCCACCUACGCGGCUCCAUGUCCCCUGCAGGUCUCUUCCCUGAGCUCUACAAUCCUGUGUCCUGUUGUCUCCUCAGCUCUCUGCUGGGAUAUCAAACUGGCAUCUCCACAUUCACGUGCCCAUAAGUGACUUCCUAAACUCCCAAACACAUUCCCUUACAGUCCUACAGAUCUCAGAUGAGGGUGACUGUGUACUUCCGGGGACUUAGCCAAACUUGACAGCAUGUAUUUUAAGUAUGGGAGAUAAAUUAUAUUAUUUGUAAGUGUUGUAAUUUAUACUGUAAAGAGAAAGUUGCAUGUAUACAUAAAAGGAGUGAGAAAAUACAUCAUUUCCAACCUUCUUUUGAGGUGUGGGGGAAAAAUGUUUGGAGACCUCAUCCCUAUGGAUCUGUGCUCCCAGGACCCCUCUAACCUCACCUCCUGCAUGCGUCCCUCUCGCUUUCUCUGCUCCAGCCAUGCAGGCCUCUUUCCUUUUUCUGGGACUGAGGUUUCUCCCAUCUCAGGGCCUUCAACUGUGCUGUCCCUCUGCCUAGGACUCUGUGGCCACUGAGCUGCAAGUGACAAGCAGAGUUUCUUCCCCAAGUCUUUGUUCUGACAUCACUUUUACUAUGGAGAACUUUGUUCUCCCAUAGCCCCCCAUUUGUCAUGACAACUCCACCUUCACCCCCACCUCUGGUCCAUGUUGCCUGUUCUGUGUGAUUCUUUUUGCUCCUUCGCUGUUCACUGGAUCCUGGUGAGGACAAGUCUCUAAGCAGAGAGCAGAGCCAGAAGGUGGGGCUGUGCUGGGCUGGUGCCCUCUGAGUGGAGCUCAACCCUGACUUUACAUUGGGGUUCUCAGGCAUUUUGCAAAUACAUCUUUUAUGCUGUUUUAUCAGAGAUUGCUAUUUUCACAGUAUGGGACCCACCCUCAGCAAUACCUACAAUGACACAGGUGAUUCUCAUCUGUCUCCAGCAUUGAACGUCAAGGCAGUUUCCUCCAUGUUGAGAGCUGAGAUCAGCCUGUGAUCCACAGGGAGGAGGGAGCAAGAUCUGAAAACGGGUCAAAAUUACCCUUGUAGAUCUUCCCGUGGCACGUUCUUAUCUCUGCAUGAUCUCUGGGACCGUGGGCAGCAGAGGACCAUCCGUCUCCAGGGAUUUCCAAAGACUCAUGUUACAUGAGGAAGCCACCAAGAAGAGCAAAGAAAAGGAUCCAGGGAUGGCGCUUCCUCAGGGACGCGUGACUUUCAGGGAUGUGGCUAUAGAAUUCUCAUUGGCGGAGUGGAAAUGCCUGAACCCUGCGCAGAGGGCUUUAUACAGGGAAGUGAUGUUGGAGAACUACAGGAACCUGGAGUCUGUGGAUAUCUCUUCCAAAUGCAUCAUGAAGGAGUUCUCAUCAACAGGGCAGUGCAAUACAGAAGUGAUCCACACCGGGACAUUGCAAAGACAUGAAAGUCAUCACAUUAGAGAUUUUUGCUUCCAGGACAUUGAGAAACAAAUUCAGGACAUUGAGUUUCAGUGUCAAGAAGAUGAAAGAAAUGGCCAUGAAGGACCCAUGACAAAAAUAAAAAUGUUCACUGGUAGUACAGACCGACAUGAUCAAAAACAUGCUGGAAACAAGCCUAUUAAAGAUCAGCUUGGAUCGAGCUUUCAUUCACAUCUGCCUGAACUGCGCAUAUUUCAGAUCAAAGGUAAAAUGGGUAAUCAACUUGAGAAGUCUACCGAUGAUGUUCCCUCAGUUUCAACAUCCCAAAGAAUUUCUUGUAGACCCCAAAUCCGUAUUUCUAAUAACUGUGAGAAUAAUUCCCCAAAUUCUUCAUUACUCACAGAAGAACAGGAAGUACACAUGACAAAAACAUCUUUCCAGUGUAAUGAGAGUGGCAAAGCCUUUAAUUGUAGCUCACUCUUAAGGAAACACCAGACAAUCCAUUUAGGAGACAAAAUAUAUAAACGUGAUGUAUGUGGCAAGGUGUUUAAUCACAAGCAGAACCUUGCAUGCCAUCAGAAAUGCCACACGGGUGAGAAACCUUACAAGUGUAAUGAGUGUGGCAAGUCCUUCAGUCAGGUGUCAUCCCUUACAUGCCAUCGUAGACUUCAUACUGGAGUAAAACCUUACAAGUGUAAUGAGUGUGGCAAGCUCUUUGGUCAAAAUUCAGCCCUUGUAAUUCAUAAGGCAAUUCAUACUGGAGAGAAACCUUACAAGUGUAAUGAAUGUGACAAGGCUUUUAAUCAACAAUCAAACUUUGCACGUCAUCAUAGAAUUCAUACUGGAGAGAAACCUUACAAAUGUGAAGAAUGUGAGAAAGUUUUCAAUCGCAAAUCAACCCUUGAGACACAUAGGAGAAUUCACACUGGAGAGAAACCGUACAAAUGUAAGGUUUGUGACACAGCUUUCACGUGGAAUUCACAGCUGGCUCGACAUACCAGAAUUCACACUGUAGAGAAAACUUACAAGUGUAAUGAGUGUGGCAAGACUUUCAGUCACAAGUCCUCCCUUGUGUGCCAUCAUAGACUUCAUGGUGGAGAGAAAUCUUACAAAUGUGAGGUUUGUGACAAGGCUUUCGCAUGGAAUUCACACCUGGUAAGACAUACUAGAAUUCACAGUGGAGAAAAACCUUACAAGUGUUGUGAAUGUGGCAAGACCUUUCGUCAAAAUUCAGAUCUUUUAGUUCAUAAAUCAAUUCAUACUGGAGAGCAACCUUACAAAUAUGAAGAAUGUGAAAAAGUUUUCAGUCGAGCAUCAACCCUUGAGACACAUAAGGUAAUUCAUACUGGAGAGAAACCAUACAAAUGUAAGGUUUGUGACAAGGCUUUUGCAUCUCAUUCCUAUCUGGCAAAACAUACUAGAAUUCAUAGUGGAGAGAAACCUUACAAGUGUAAUGAGUGCGGCAAGACCUUCCGUCUGAAGUCAUACCUUGUAUGCCAUCGUAGAGUUCAUAGUGGUGAAAAGCCUUACAAGUGUAAUGAGUGCAGCAAGACCUUCAGUCAGAGGUCAUACCUUCAUUGCCAUCGUAGACUUCAUAGUGGUGAGAAACCUUACAAGUGUAAUGAGUGUGGAAAGACCUUCAGUCACAAGCCAUCCCUUGUAUACCAUCGUAGACUUCAUACUGGAGAGAAAUCUUACAAAUGUACACUUUGUGACAAGGCCUUUGUGCGUAAUUCAUACCUAGCAAGACAUACUAGAAUUCACACUGCAGAGAAACCUUACAAGUGUAACAAAUGUGGGAAGGCUUUUAAUCAACAAUCACAACUUUCACUUCAUCAUAGAAUUCAUACUGGAGAGAAACUUUACAAAUGUGAAGCAUGUGACAAACUUUUCAGUCGCAAAUCACACCUUAAAAGACAUAGGAUAAUUCAUACUGGAGAGAAACCAUACAAAUAUAAGGUUUGUGACAAGACUUUUGGGAGUGAUUCACACCUGGCACAACAUACUGGAAUUCACACUGGAGAGAAACCUUACAAGUGUAGUGAGUGUGGCAAAGCCUUUAGUGAGAAGUCAACAAUUAUUUCCCAUCAGGCAAUUCAUGGUGUAGGGAAACUGGACUAAUGUAAUGAUUCUCACAAAGUCUUCAGUAAUGCUAAAAGCAUUGUAAAUCAUUGGAGAAUCCAUAAUGAAGAGAGAUCUUACAAGCGUAACAAAUGUGGCAAAAUUUUCAGACAUCGUUCAUACAUUGCAGUUCAUUGCAAACUCAUACUGGAGAGAAACCUUACAAAUGUCAUGACGGUGGCAAGGUCUUCAGUCAAGCUUCAUCCUAUGCAAAAACAGGAGAAUUCAUACAGGAGAGAAACCUCACAAGUGUGAUGAUUGUGGCAAAGCCUUUACUUCAUGUUCACACCUUAUUAGACAUCAGAGAAUCCAUACUGGACAGAAAUCUUACAAAUGUCAUAAGUGUGGCAAAGUCUUCAGUCCGAGGUCACUCCUUGCAGAACAUCAGAAAAUUAAUUUUUGAGAUAACUGUUCCCAAUGCAAUGAGUAUAGCAAACCGUCAAGCAUUAAUUGACAUUAGAGUCAAAUCAGCAUUGAUUUGAGUUUGUAUUGACUUAACAUUCAGUUCAAGCCUUAAUUGACAUUAAAGUGUUUAUGUUAAGAGGAUUGA